GUAUUGUCUUACAGCUGAAUCACAAUGACAUCAUGAGGUUUAACUGCACCAUGAGAGCAGGAGUCUGCAAACCCACACGUGUCACCAGACCUGAUGUGUCAAACAGCAGCAGAAGAAGAGAGAUGCUGAAACAUGUCUGAAGGCUCGGACUGGUGAUAAACGGGUCGAUUUCAUCAGACUGGCCUCAGACUCAGACUCGCUCGUCCACGUCUGUUUAUUUUCUUUCCACGUGGACGUGCUGCGCGCAACCACAGGAUUCCUCGCGGAAGUGACGGCAAGGCGGCGAUGGCGGCUCGCAGUUUCAUUCCGGAUUUCCACUGGACUACAAACCGAAUCUAACGGAGCCGGCUAGACUUUUGUGAACUUUUGUAAAGCUGUCUCCCUUCGGACGCCGCACACAGUGAAGUCACGUUGAAGCGGUGCUUGACAACGAGCGGCCCCAAAGGUUUUUUGGGGUAUUUUUGUCCUAGGUUCAAGGUGGUCACCCUGUCGAGCUAACGGUAGCUUGGUGGCUACUAGCUAACGUUAGUUGGUACACAGCUAGCUCCUGAGCUAGCUUGUCAACGAGCUGCGUGCUAAGGUCCAUACAGCAGCAGCCGUCGUGCAGCAGCUUUUCUUUUGACCACGUCCACGUUUGUCUCCCACCGUUACAAUGAAAAUGUUCUCUAUUUAACGUUAAUUGUGCCACAAGUGUGCAGAGCGAGGUACUCACACGUUUGUCUGGCCUCAAUUGUCAGUCAGUUUGAAUUGCUAGUUUGGCGGCUGUGGCUAAAACGGAUUUUGACUAUCACUAGCAAGCAAGUUCCUGCAGUAAUUGUCCCACCAACUUCGGGCAGGAGCGCGUUUGCAGCUGAGAAUCGAAGUUGACUUGCUGUGGGGUCUUUGCGUGCUCAUCAACAUGCUGAAGACCCGGCAAUGUUUACUUGGCAUCCGCACUUUUCUCGGCGUAACGUCGAGAAUAUGGGGCUUCAUCAUGUACAUCCUCAGGAAGCACCUACGAACGAUAAUCCAGUAUCAGACGGUGCGAUACGACACUUUGCCUCUGUCACCCAUCUCCAGAAACAGACUCAAUGCAGUAAAGAGGAAGAUUCUGGUUCUGGACCUGGACGAGACGCUGAUCCACUCUCACCAUGACGGGGUCCUCAGACCCACAGUGCGACCUGGCACGCCGCCAGACUUCAUCCUCAAAGUCGUCAUUGACAAGCAUCCAGUCAGAUUCUUCGUACAUAAAAGGCCACAUGUUGACUUCUUUUUAGAAGUGGUGAGCCAGUGGUAUGAGCUGGUGGUUUUCACAGCCAGUAUGGAGAUCUACGGCUCGGCGGUGGCAGACAAGCUGGACAACAACAGGAACAUCCUGAAACGCAGAUACUACAGACAGCAUUGUACAUUGGAUCUAGGUAGUUAUAUUAAAGACCUGUCUGUAGUACACGAUGACCUGUCCAGUAUUGUGAUCCUGGACAACUCGCCUGGUGCUUAUCGUAGCCAUCCAGACAAUGCAAUACCCAUCAAGUCCUGGUUCAGCGACCCUAGUGACACAGCACUUCUUAACUUGCUGCCUAUGCUGGAUGCACUAAGGUUCACUGCUGAUGUCCGCUCCGUCCUCAGUCGAAACCUCCACCAGCACCGGCUCUGGUGAUUGGAUGAAUCAAGAGGGGGCGGGGCUUGUUGACCAGCCUCUUCCUCUCUUGCCGGCUUCCAUCCUGCCCCUCCGUUCCCACACAGACGACCCACCAGCCCUCUCUGAGCCUCUCAGACGUGUGCUGAGGAGAUGAGGGUUGGGGUGACCGCCUCACACGGGAUGAACAGUACGGGACCACCGGAGCCCAGAACUACUGAGGAGGGACGGGGGAGCCACCUUGUUUUUUUUUGUUUUCCUUCUAUUUUUUUUCUUCUUGAUUCUUUAUUUGUAUUUUUUUUUUUUUUUCCAAAACAAAAUGGAGCCUCUCUGCCUUAUCGCUCCUGAUACUGACUGUGUGCGUAUGAAGAUGAGCUUGUGUACAUGAGUCAGAGUAUGCUUGCUGAGUUCGUUAGUCCCUUUUUAAACUUUUUUGACAAUUGGGAGGGGGGAAAAGAGGAGGAUCAGCAAAGCAACAAAGACAAUUCUGCAUUAUUAUUUCUUCUUCUUCUUCUUCUUCUCCAUCACCACCAGACAUUGCACUUAAGCAGACAACUCAUCAAUUUACUGUCUUAACCCCUCGGAGCAACUGAGUAGGGGAAAAUAGAGAACCACCCCUUUUUAGAUCGACCUCAUACCCCGACAGUGACUCAUUCAUUUCUGCAGAUACGUUUCUCUUCCCCCUGAACAAGAAUGGAUCCGUUUAACUGGUGUAAUCGAUGGACUUUUGCUUGCAACAUACCACCCACAGGCAUUUUUUCUGGACAAAUAGCCGAGCAGCCUGAUAUUUCUUUUUUUUUUUUUUUGUUGCCCAGCCACAACAUCACUCUUUCCCCAAAGCUCCUCAUGGGACUCGGUGAUAAAGACGACUGAAGCGUUGUGAGAGGAAAAGAAUGGCUUGUAACGAUACGUGGACUGCCGUGCCGCCUUUCCAUAUCUGAUUGUUUCUCUAUUAUAAUAUACGAUAAAUGACUUCUGCAUACCAUGACAUUUCGCUCGUCCCCAUCUGCCAUCUGAUGCCAUCCUGAUUUCAUCUAAUAGGAAUUGCACUUAUUUUUUUUCUCCCCUUCUCUUUUUGUUGCAGUUGGUUUUGUAUUUGAUUCAAAUUUGCAGCCUUUCCCCGUUCAGUUUUUACCCGCUCCGCUUCUGUAUGGGUUCAACUAUUAGACCCUCCGUCUUUAAAAUGCCUUCUGAACAAUGUCAGUCUUGUCAAGGCUCACAGCGGCUUCUUAUUGGCUCUGUCUCCAGGUCUGUGUUACUAAUAAAACACUUGUCAGUAUCGACCAGUUACUAUCCA
Molecule: messenger RNA, 2912 nt
Organism: Acanthopagrus latus (yellowfin seabream)
Lineage: Eukaryota; Metazoa; Chordata; Actinopteri; Spariformes; Sparidae
Gene: ctdnep1a
Product: CTD nuclear envelope phosphatase 1a
Exons: 8
Coding region: 899-1636 (245 amino acids)
Molecular function (GO): protein serine/threonine phosphatase activity
Source: RefSeq, a predicted model, not a curated record